AUGUGGCGUCGCGGUGCAAAAAUUGUUGCACUCGGAAUAACUCAAACGGUGAUUGUGAACUCCCUUGUUCUGAAUCAAUUCGUGUUCCAGCGCGCGGUGUACCGUCUGUUGGUUGGACUUUACUUUUUAGUUGCCAUUUUUGCUUUGGCUCGAAAGAAGAGUGUUCGCUGCAUUACGGUACUGCUGGUGCCACAGUUUCUAAGCAAACGAGGACGUGCAGCUCUGAUCGGAUACAUAUUUCUCCUCACCGUUACGGGACCUACAGAAAACACGAUGCGCAAUGUAGAGGUGCUGGGAGGAACACUGAGCUGCACACAGGAACAGCUUAAAACGGCCAUCCAUGAUACGCUGACCGCCCUAAAGGUUCCCUUCCUGGCAAUGAAACAGAUAGUUGGCGAGCUGUUACAGACUGUCGAACGUUCGUUCAUGAAGGUACAGCAGACCCUCAUGGAGGUAUUGAAGUUGACAAAACGAAUCCUCCGCUCCAUUAAAGCCGCCUACGAUUGGUUACGCGAUGUGGUUUCGGUUUGUAAUGAUAAAAUGGGAACACCAUCCGAUCGCUGCCUUCAAUUUCUUGAACGAACAAUCGAUGCUUGCAUGGAAGAAAUGGGGAGCAUGGAUUUUCUGUGCGAAGUAACCCAGGUCGGCAAAACAUUGUGCUAUGGGGCAAAGAUGGUGGAUUAUUUCUGUGAGCUGAUCGACUUCGUAAGCGAUGCUAUUGUCGACGAAAUUGAACAAGGCAUACAAAGGCUUAUAGAGAACAUGAAGGAUCUUUUUCGAGUGAGGGUUGAAUACGAGCACGGUUUUGAUUUUUCAACAAAUGCCUCGAAAUCAUUCGCCGAAGUAGUUGGAGAAAUCAAGGAGGAGAUCGCAGAACGGAGUUUACCACUUAGAAGAACUUUCAACAUCAUCGGGGUCUUAACUAGUGGCUUUUUUGUUUGCAUUCUUUUGAGAACCAUCCGAUAUAGGGAUAGAUACUUAAGAAAGGAUGAUUUUGAUAACAAAUUUUUAACUGAAGACUUCUACGCGAUCGAUGCCCGUCGCGUGGCGUUGAACAUCGCCACGGUGUUUCCCCUUACACGCAAAGAAAGGAACCGUUAUAUCCCUCUCAUCUCGUAUCACCUCACAUGGAAUGAACGCUGGCGAAUCUUGAAAUCCGUAUCAUUCAUGCUACUAUCCACCAUCCAGAUCGGUGGGUUGGUUUUUGCGGACUAUGCGCUGUACUGGUCUCUUACGCUAAUCAAACAUUUCAUGCGAGAAGAAUCCGAGCAUCCGAAUAAUUCGAGCCACAUGGUUCCACUUGCGGUGGGGAUUAGUGGCGAAGGAAUCCUGGCCGACACGUUGCGCGAUAUCGUGCGUUCCUUUGACCCUAUUGCCAAUGGAACAGCGAUCGAUCCUUCCCGCUGCAUUCCGGAAGCUUCAGCACCUCGGUUUGAGCGCUACUGGCAAAUCCUGCUUCUGCUGGUACUAUGCUGGCUGUUUGCCGUGCUGGAACCGUAUGGGUUGCGUGUGAGGCAGAUAGUUAUGCGUCGGUACUAUCCCUAUCGGGCACGUGCUAGAGCGUUGUGGCUGUACGGUGACAUGAUGCUCAAGAGAGAAAGUUUGUGGAAGGUACUGAGAAGACAACUAUCCGGGUCAAGAAACCAACCCCAUAGGCAUGGAGGUGCUGCUUGGUGGAACGUACUUCGUGCGAAAACAAAUCACUUUUGGAUCUGCCGGAAGUUGCUCGGUUUGGAAGCUUUGGUUCGGUGUACGUUGUGUGGCGAAGGUUUGAACGAAUCGGAAGAUGGUUACAUUGAAUGUCCCCGGUCGGAUUGUGCCGGUCGCUACUGUCCGGAUUGCUUUCUGGAAACGGCAAACAGUUGCUCGCUCUGCUUGGAAAGGUUACUGAACGAAUCGAAUUCACAUCUGAGCAAUAUUUCCCUGAUAUCUUUCGAGUAA
Messenger RNA from Anopheles coustani, 1941 nucleotides. Its product is annotated as DC-STAMP domain-containing protein 2-like. The record is from RefSeq and is a predicted model, not a curated record. Gene Ontology annotation, cellular component: membrane. NCBI's taxonomy places the organism in Eukaryota, Metazoa, Arthropoda, Insecta, Diptera, Culicidae. The coding region runs from base 1 to 1941 and encodes 646 amino acids. The transcript has 4 exons.